This is a messenger RNA of Pocillopora verrucosa, 1027 nucleotides long. RefSeq lists its product as uncharacterized. The record is from RefSeq and is a predicted model, not a curated record. Lineage: Eukaryota; Metazoa; Cnidaria; Anthozoa; Scleractinia; Pocilloporidae.
AUGGAUCUCCAGAAUUUGAAAGUUGCCUGUGCGAUUUUGAUUUCUCUUCUUAUAAGCCAGAAUGUUAUUGUCUUGGGGUUCAAAGUGAUUCAAGACAGUGGCUGUAAAAAAGUUUUGCUACAGGCACCAAAUCAUAUCGUAACUAAAAAGGGCAAACUUCGCAGUACAAAAGUCGCAGUAGGAUACGAGGUCUGUGCAGAAAUAGGCGAUUACACUUAUUACUGUCCAGGAGGUGAAAUAUGUUGCUCGCCCGGAAAUCCAAAAUCCAAAUGCUGUCCGGCAGACCAUCCUUUAUGCCUACCUGAAGGAUGUUGUCCAGAAGGAUAUCCAAAGGUGUGCGGUCGGUAUUGCUGCGAGGAGGACAGCUUCUGCUGCAAUGGCGAAAAUUGCUGCUCGAGUGAAGAAGCUUGUUGCGGGGAAGACAAAUGCUGUACGCAAAAGGCUCCUUGUUGUAAAUACGGUGAGUCCAAAGAAUGCUGCGACGAGAACCUUCAGGCGUGUUGUGAUGGCUAUGGAUGUGUUGAUCCGUGCGCGUCUCAGUUCGACGCUUUCGGAUGUCAGUUGGCUGGUCGUUCACUUUCCUCCAAUAGCAUCUCUGGUGUUUGUAAAUUUGGGAGAAAACUUUGGCGAAUAUUGCGACCUGACGAAGUUCCCAAAGUCGGACUUAUAGCAAAAGAUCCCCUUGAGUCUAAAAAGGUUAGAUCACACGUUAACUGCGGAAGUCGGGAAGGGUACAAAUCGCAGUUCAUAUCAACAACAGCGUCUUACGAUGUUGCACUGCAUUAUAAGGCAGAAGGAGAGAAAAAAGGCUUGACCGGAUUACGAAUCGCCGAGAUUGACCUUGACGAUUUGCCUGAGACUUGCAAAUUGGAGAUAGUGGACUUAACAACUGCGGAAAACCGAGACAAAUACUUAGGAAAAGCUGUUUGUAAGAAUUUUGCUAAGGCUUCCUGUGAGGUGCUUCUUCAAUGCGAUAUGCCAAUCCCAUGCCGUGUCGUUGAUCCCUGAAGAGAAAACAUCUUCGAAA